UGCGUUCCAAAAUCACAAUAAUUACACAAAUUAUUAUUUUUAUUGUUUAUCGAAAAACAAUAGUGAAAUAGUGAAAAAUGUCACGCAAUAAAACCAGUUUGUACGCGCUCUUGCUGCUUGGGUUGCUGGGCUCCGUGACAGCUUACAACUAUCUAAUGGUGCUUCCAACUGGUGCUCGAUCUCACUAUAAUGUCGGGUCAGCGUUGGCCAAAGGUUUGGCAGCCGCUGGUCAUCAGGUGACUUUGAUCUCGCCCUUCCCGCUAAAGAAACCAAUUCAGAAUAUUAAUGAUGUGCCCGUUCCAAAUAUUUUGAAAUCCAUGGGAGGUGACAUAGAUAAUUUAUUGAAAAAAUCGGAACAGCCAAUUAUACAACAAAUUGUUGGAUUCUAUGACAUGGGUAUACGUCUGACCGAUACGCUGCUUCAAGAUCCAAUUGUUAAGAAAUUGAAAGAUUCCAAUCAGACUUUUGAUGCAGUUAUCAACGAAGUAUUUCUGAACGAAGCGCAUUUUGGAUUUGCUGAGCAUUUCAACGCACCACUUAUUGGUCUCGGUACUUUUGGCGCCAUCAGCUGGAACACUGAUAUGGUUGGCUCGCCAUCGCCCGCCUCUUAUGUGCCUCAUGCACUGCUCAAAUUCUCCGAUCACAUGUCGUUCGUCGAAAGAGUCAUCAAUUUGGCCUUCCUCACCUACGAGUAUUUGUUCAUGAAGUUUUACUACUUGCCACAACAGGAACAGCUCUUCAACAAGCACUUUCCCAAUAACAAACAAGAUUUCUAUGAGACGCGCAGUAAUGCUGCCUUGGUUCUGCUCAAUCAGCAUGUUUCACUGAGCUUCCCCCGGCCAUAUUCACCCAAUAUGAUCGAAGUGGGUGGCAUGCACAUUCACCGUAAUCGCAGUCCUCUGCCCAAGGACAUCGAAGAUUUCAUCAAGGGUGCUAAACAUGGUGUCAUUUACUUCUCCAUGGGUUCCAACCUAAAGAGCAAAAAUCUACCACAAGAAAAGCGACAAGCUUUAAUUGACACCUUCAGCCAGCUGAAGCAACGCGUGCUGUGGAAAUUUGAAGAACCCAAUUUGCCGGGUAAACCAGAGAAUGUCUUUAUCUCGGACUGGUUCCCACAGGACGAUAUAUUGGCCCACGAGAAUGUUAAAUUAUUCAUCACACACGGUGGUCUGCUCAGCACCACAGAAUCGAUUUAUCAUGGCAAACCAUUUGUGGGUAUUCCCAUUUUUGGUGAUCAAUUCCUUAAUAUGGCACGUGCUGAGCAAAAUGGCUAUGGCAAGACAGUUAACUACGAAGAGCUAACAACGGAAAGAUUACUGGCGGCGAUCAACAAGCUGCUUCAAGAGCCACAGGCCAUUGAACUGGUCAAAGACAUGUCCGCUCGCUAUAGAGAUCAGCCACAACUGCCACUGGAACGUGCAGUCUACUGGGUGGAACAUGUAACCAGGCAUAAGGGUGCCAAGUAUUUGCGAAGUGCAUCCCAGGAUCUCGAUUUUGUGCAAUAUCAUAACCUGGAUGCUAUGCUGGUGCUCUAUGGAGGCAUCUUAUUUGUGCUCUAUUGUAUUCUCUUGCUCAUACGCCGGGCAUGGGGAGGACUGCAGAAUUUAUUCUUGGGUCGCCAGACAGCGAAAGCAAAAGUGAAACGUAAUUGAGAUAAGGUUCAAGAUUAAGUAUUAUAAGAUAGUCUGCGUGUGUAUAUUGUCGAUAAAAUCCAGCCACACUUUAAGUGUUUGAUUUUGCUAAUAAAAAUUGCAGCGAGAUGUCGGUUUGGGUUGCCGCCGGCAUUGAGAUUGUAAAAUAAAAUGGGAAA
This is a messenger RNA of Drosophila albomicans, 1810 nucleotides long. RefSeq names its product UDP-glycosyltransferase UGT5-like. The record is from RefSeq and is a predicted model, not a curated record. Gene Ontology annotation, molecular function: UDP-glycosyltransferase activity. The transcript is spliced from 4 exons. NCBI's taxonomy places the organism in Eukaryota, Metazoa, Arthropoda, Insecta, Diptera, Drosophilidae. The coding region runs from base 78 to 1652 and encodes 524 amino acids.